AUGAAUAAAGUGCGUCUAUCACAUCGAUCACCAUUUCGUUUUCGUUUUAAAGAUGCUGUUAUUAUUGAACAAGAACCAUCAUCAUCACCACCACUGCCACCAGCUUCACGCCCAUCUCCACCUCAUCCAUCACCAAAAGAAACUAAACAAAAAAUAUCUGCACCAUCAUCAACAAAACGUCGUGGUCGAUUUAUAGAAUUAAAAAAGAUAACAAAAACAUCUUCAUCAAAUGUUACAUCAAGAAAAAUUGUUAAUGUAACACUUAUUAAUGAUACAUUAGGUUCAUCUUUAGUACGACGUACAUCAGGAUUAAAAGAUUUUAUUCAUAAAUUUGAUGUGGUACCACCAAAAUCAAAACGAGUUGUAAUAGAUAAUGUAUCCUCAACAGAAACAAAUCAAGAUGAAAAAAUAACUUCUGAUCAUUUGAUUGAUGAUCAACAACGAGCUUCAACUAAACCAAUCGGUACUCCCGAUCUAUUAAAAAAUGUUGAAAAAGAUCCACCAACAACAUUAACAAAACCAAUAUUAAGGCAUUUAGAUUCAAGUAAACAAACAGUUUCAUUUGAUUCAACAGCAAGUAUGAUUAGUGCAAGUUAA
Rotaria sp. Silwood2 is the source of this 597-nucleotide messenger RNA. NCBI's taxonomy places the organism in Eukaryota, Metazoa, Rotifera, Eurotatoria, Philodinida, Philodinidae. The record is from the annotation of a GenBank genome assembly.